ACACCACCCGAACGUGCCACUCCACCGUCAAGAGUCAAAACUCUAAAGCCAGGGUCCAAAACCCUCCUCAUAUUCCCUAUUUAAAUCCCCACAAAACUCUCAAUCCCUCUAUAGUCUAUACUUUCCCUCUCUCUCUCUUUAAAUCUCUCACUGGGAUCCGUCAGACCCUGCCAUAUUCAAAUCCCACGUAAACCCACACUCAUGGAGUGGAACCCAGAAACCCUAAAGUUCCUCUCCGAAUGCUUCCUCCACACACUCUCUCCGGCUCCCGAGCCGCGCCGUCGCGCCGAGGCCUCGCUCGCGGAGGCGGCCGACAGCCCCAACUACGGGCUGGCAGUCCUCCGCCUGGUCGCCGAGCCCUCCGUCGCCGAGCAGAUCCGCCAAGCAGCCGCGGUGAACUUCAAGAACCAUCUCCGUGUCCGGUGGUCCCCCGCCUCCUCAGCCGACGAGCCUAAUGCCCCGUCCCUCGUCCCCGACUCCGAGAAGGAGCAGAUCAAAGCCCUAAUCGUUCCGCUCAUGCUCUCCUCAACUCCCAAAAUCCAAUCCCAGCUCAGCGAAGCCCUUGCUCUCAUUGGCAAGCACGAUUUCCCCAAAUUGUGGCCCGCAUUGCUACCCGAGCUCAUCGCUAGCCUUCAGAAGGCGUCCCAGGCGUCCGAUUACACCUCUAUCAACGGUAUCCUCGGCACUGCCAAUUCUAUCUUUAAAAAAUUCUGUUACCAGUACAAAACCAAUGAUCUUUUGCUUGAUUUGAAAUAUUGCUUGGAUAAUUUCGCUGCACCGCUAUUAGAAAUCUUUCUCAAAACCGCCGCACUGGUUGAUUCAGCGGCGAGCUCGGGCGCGCCCGCUGCGACCCUCAAGCCCCUCUUCGAGUCUCAGAAGUUGUGCUGUAGAAUAUUUUACUCUUUGAAUUUUCAGGAACUCCCUGAGUUUUUUGAGGACCAUAUGAAGGAGUGGAUGACUGAGUUUAGGAAAUAUCUGACUACAAAUUAUCCCGCGCUUGAGAAUGGUGGGGUUGAUGGGCUUGCGCUCGUGGAUGAGCUUAGAGCCGAUGUAUGCGAAAAUAUUAAUCUUUAUAUGGAAAAGAAUGAGGAGGAGUUUCAGGAGUAUUUGAAUGAUUUUGCCUUUGCGGUUUGGAGUUUAUUGGGGAAUGUGACUCAAUCUUCUAGUCGUGAUCAGCUAGCAGUGAUGGCAAUCAAGUUUUUGACCACGGUGAGCAUGAGUGUGCACCACACUCUGUUUGCAGGGGAGGGAGUGAUACUGCAGAUUUGUCAGAGCAUAGUGAUUCCAAAUGUGAGGUUGAGGGAGGAGGAUGAGGAACUCUUUGAAAUGAAUUAUAUUGAGUUCAUUAGGAGGGAUAUGGAGGGUAGUGAUCUCGAUACUCGGAGGAGAAUCGCAUGUGAGCUCCUUAAAGGGAUUGCUACAAAUUUUAGGCAACAAGUCACUGAAAUUGUUUCUGCACAGAUUCAGCAUUUGUUAACCUCGUUUGUAUCGAACCCAGUUGGAAACUGGAAGGAUAAGGACUGUGCCAUAUACUUGGUCGUUGCUCUUGCUGCUAAGAGAGCUGGGGGUACUUCUGUCUCGACUGAUCUUGUUGAUGUUCAGAGUUUUUUUGCUUCAGUUAUUGUGCCUGAGUUGCAAAGUCAAGAUGUCAAUGGGUUUCCAAUGCUUAAAGCGGGUGCGUUGAAGUUUUUUACAAUGUUCCGGAAUCAAAUACCAAAGGAUGUUGCAGUACAGAUUUUCCGAGAUUUGGUUCGGUUUCUUCUUGCACAGUCAAAUGUUGUUCAUUCCUAUGCUGCGAGUUGUAUUGAGAAACUGUUGCUAGUCAAAGAUGAAGGGGGAAGAGCAAGGUAUACUGCAAAAGACAUUGCUCCAUUUUUUGGGGAGCUGAUGACGAACCUUUUUAAUGCCUUCAAGUUCCCAGAGUCUGAAGAGAAUCAGUACAUAAUGAAGUGUAUCAUGCGAGUUCUUGGGGUAGCAGAAAUAUCUCGUGAGGAUGCUGGAAAUUGUGUUGUUGGGUUGACCUCUAUUCUCAUGGAAGUUUGCAAAAACCCAAAGAAUCCAAUCUUUAAUCACUAUCUGUUUGAGUCCGUGGCGAUUCUUGUCAAGCGGGCUUGUGAUAAGGAGCCCUCACUUAUAUCAGCUUUUGAAGGAAGGCUUUUUCCUUGCCUGCAGCAAAUAUUGGCCAAUGAUGUCACUGAGUUCUUCCCUUAUGCAUUUCAGCUGCUGGCUCAGCUUGUUGAGUUAAAUAGUCCACCAAUUCCUCCAAGCUACAUGCAGAUUUUUGAGAUUCUCCUCUCACCUGAUUUGUGGAAGAGAACUUCAAAUGUCCCUGCGCUUGUGCGCCUGCUUCAGGCCUUUCUUCAGAAGGCACCUCAUGAGCUUAGCCAAGAGGGGAGGCUUAACAAGGUGCUUGGGAUAUUCAACACGCUUAUCUCAUCCUCUGGUACAGCUGAACAAGGCUUCUAUGUGCUCAACACCAUCAUUGAGAGUCUUGAAUAUGGUGUAAUUGCACCUUAUGUUUGUCAUAUUUGGGCUGCCCUUUUUGGGCAGCUCCAAAAUAGGCGAACAGUAAAGUUUAUCAAGUCUUUCUUGAUAAUCAUGUCACUCUUUAUAGUCAAACACGGUUCUGCAAACCUUGUAGAUACUAUGAAUGCUGUUCAGCCGAACAUAUUUUCUAUGAUCGUGAAGCAGGUCUGGAUACCUAAUCUUAAGCUGAUCACAGGUGCCAUUGAGCUUAAGUUGACUGCAGUUGCUUCCAUCAGGCUUAUCUGUGAGUCUCCAGCUCUUUUAGAUGCUGCAAAUGUUGAACUUUGGGGGAAAGUGCUGGAUAGCAUUGUUACUCUUCUUUCACAGCCAGAGCAGGAUAGGGUGGAGGAGGAACCAGAAAUGCCAGAUAUUGCAGAAAAUGUGGGUUAUACUGCCACUUUUGUCCGUCUUUACAAUGCUGGGAAGAAAGAGGAGGAUCCUCUGAAGGACAUAAAGGAUCCGAGGGAGUUUGUGGUAGCUUUAUUGGCAAGGCUUUCUUCCCUUUCUCCUGGUAGAUACCCCCAGAUCAUCAAUCAAUAUCUUGAUCCAGCAAAUCAAGCAGCAUUACUUCAACUUUGCAACACAUAUAAUUGCCCAAUAGUUUGAGAUCUUAUCAGCAAUGGAGUUGGCUUGUUUUUUUUUUGUUGGCACGAUUUCAACCGAGUCUUCUUCAACAUGGUUUAGAUGGUAAUAGUUUGUCAUCCAGCUGUAUAGUCACCCAAGAUCUUAUGCAGUGUGAUGUGGGAUUUUGAAGACCAUAUUAUUGCGGUUGACCAACUUAUUUUGUAGACUUGAUUAUCCAUGUAUGCGAUUGUGUCAUUUUUGUCAUUUUAAAGGCUAGAUUUUCAGCA
Alnus glutinosa is the source of this 3377-nucleotide messenger RNA. RefSeq names its product exportin-2. The transcript has 2 exons. Lineage: Eukaryota; Viridiplantae; Streptophyta; Magnoliopsida; Fagales; Betulaceae. Gene Ontology annotation, molecular function: nuclear export signal receptor activity; small GTPase binding. Gene Ontology annotation, cellular component: nuclear envelope; cytosol. The record is from RefSeq and is a predicted model, not a curated record. The coding region runs from base 202 to 3132 and encodes 976 amino acids. Gene Ontology annotation, biological process: protein export from nucleus; protein import into nucleus.